This is a messenger RNA of Mycena indigotica, 444 nucleotides long. RefSeq names its product RRM domain-containing protein. NCBI's taxonomy places the organism in Eukaryota, Fungi, Basidiomycota, Agaricomycetes, Agaricales, Mycenaceae. Bases 1 to 444 code for a protein of 147 amino acids. The record is from RefSeq and is a predicted model, not a curated record. The transcript is spliced from 4 exons.
AUGUUCCUGCGGUUCACAAACCUUCUUGCCGACCUCGGGCUCUCCGUCGCAUCUUUGUUCCAACACCAACCGGAAUUAGCCAAGUUACCCAUCCACGUCGGACAACGUCCCGACUCCCUGAAUCAGUACAACACAACAACGAGCCCAUCGCCGUCUCCGAGUCGACCCGCUGGCGUAUCUAUCGCCUUUUCCAAACCACCAACAGCCCAUCUUUCCGGCCCCGUUUUCAAAUUCAGUCGCGAGAGGAAUGCGGCACGCGUCGAGAAUAUACCUGACAGUGCCAAUCGCCUGGAGAUCCUCGCUCUCUUCAGGACUUUCAUAGGUGACAUUCGCUCAUCUCAGGACCUCGACGAUGCUCUGGAGAUUACUUUCUUUCACUGGCGAGAAUGCGCGAAAAGCUUUGUGCACGUCUGGGCACAGUACUGCCGGGUCGACGCUGUCUAA